CGGACGCUUGAUGACAGCAGGCAGGGUUGCUUCGGAGUUUUCGCUUAAUGUCUUUUGAGCUUGGGUGCUUGUUCCUCUUCCCUUGCUCGAACGCUUGGUUGCAGGAGUUAGUGGCCAGUCGGUGCAAGCCACCUAUUUAUUUGUCGCAUUUUCUCAAGAGGUAGUGUCAACUGUCUUCUAACAAGUACGGAAUUUGCAUAACUAUGGCAUCAGAAAAUCCAGGUCCUCCUAAUCCACACUGCAAGAUCAUGACCUUCCAUCCAACUAUGGAAGAGUUCAAAGAUUUUGGAAAAUAUAUUGCUUAUAUGGAAUCUCAGGGAGCCCAUCGGGCAGGACUGGCAAAGGUCGUUCCACCUAAGGAGUGGAAACCAAGGAAGUCAUAUGAUGAAAUAGAUGAUAUGACUAUACCAGCUCCAAUUCAGCAGGUGGUGACUGGCCAGUCAGGACUUUUCACACAGUACAACAUCCAGAAGAAAUCCAUGACUGUAGGAGAGUACAGGAAGCUGGCCAACAGUGAGAAAUAUUGUACACCACGUCAUAUAGAUUUUGAUGAUCUUGAACGCAAAUACUGGAAGAACCUGACCUUUGUUUCUCCCAUCUACGGAGCUGAUAUCAGUGGUUCUCUGUAUGACAGUAACAUUGAGGAGUGGAAUAUCGGAAAUCUGAACACAUUGCUGGAUAUGGUGGAGCAGGAGUGUGGAAUUGUGAUUGAAGGUGUGAAUACUCCAUACUUGUACUUUGGAAUGUGGAAAACCACAUUUGCCUGGCACACCGAAGAUAUGGAUCUCUACAGCAUUAACUAUUUGCACUUUGGAGAACCCAAAUCUUGGUAUGCAAUACCUCCAGAGCAUGGCAAAAGGCUAGAACGACUGGCAAAAGGGUUCUUUCCAGGUAGCUCUCAAGGUUGUGAUGCAUUUCUUCGCCACAAAAUGACUCUCAUAUCACCCUCCAUAUUGAAGAAGUACAGCAUUCCUUUUGACCGGAUUACACAAGAGGCUGGUGAGUUUAUGAUCACCUUUCCCUAUGGCUAUCAUGCUGGUUUUAACCAUGGAUUUAAUUGUGCAGAAUCGACUAACUUUGCCACACUUCGCUGGAUUGAUUAUGGGAAAAUGGCUACUCAGUGUACCUGCAGGAAGGACAUGGUAAAGAUAUCAAUGGAUGUAUUUGUACAACUCCUUCAGCCUGAUCGCUAUGAACUGUGGAAGAGUGGUAAAGAUGUUGUUACUAUUGAUCACAACAAGCCAACUGCUCUAUCCAGCCCUCAGAUGGAUGACUGGCUGGAGCGAAAAGCUUCAUUAAAAGCAAAAUGCAUUCGAAGGUCCCAUCGACGAAGAACACAGACAAGGAGACAGAAAACUGAGGAGCAGAAGCCAUCGAGUGAGACUGUGGCUGAAGAUACUACUGGGAAAGAUGUGACUGAAGAUGAUGUCAAAGUCAAAGAGGAGCACAAAAGAACAAUAGAUACAGAAGAUGACAGCAAACCCAACAAGGUUACAAUCUUGGAGUUAGGACAAGACAGCCUCACUGAAAAUUUGUUUGACAGCCGUUUUUCAGCAAAUGGCAAGCCACUGAAAACAUAUUCUCGUUCCUCAAAAUCCAAAAGUGAAAAGAAAAGGAAGCGUGUGGAACCAGAUACAACAGCAGCUACCUCAACUGAUGACAUUGAACCCAGAGCAGAAUCAUCCCGUGCAGAUUCACCCGCUGCACUGGCAACCAUGCUGUCUGAGAGUUUUGCAGCUGAUGCUGAAUUUAAGCCCAGAAGUCAAACCACCAUGGUGUAUGUACUGCCCAAAUCAAAGAAGGUGGUUUUUGACAAGGAACACAUGUCCUGUCAGCAGGCCUUUGAGCAGUUUGCCACCAGGGACAAGCUGGCCUCGUGGAAGGAGGCGGAGACGAUCAAUGAUGGAAUGGCUAUGGAGGAGGAAGCAAGUGACCAUGAAAGUGUUGACGCCAGUUUUGAAACUACUGAUGUACAGUUGCCUCCAGUUUAUCCAAAGUUGAAGAGAGAAAUCACCAAGAGUCGUCGCCAUCCAUUCAGUAAACCACCAGCUAGAUCUCCAUUGUCAGUUGUCAAACUUGAAGCAAGCAGUGAUGAAGAAAUGCUCGUUUUCUCUGGUGAGGAAGAUCAGGCUGAAUCAGAGGCUUGGAUGGCACCACUUACUCAUCUUUGGCAAAGCCGGUCGUACAACUUCUUGGCUGAGAGGAAGUUUAAUGCAUCUGCUGCACUAACUGAGCCAUACUGUGCAAUAUGUACGCUCUUCUACCCCUACUAUCAGCCUGAAAGAGAAAAUUCUCAGAGCUUUUCCAUAGCCGAAGGAAGCUCCAGUUCGAUGGUUGCCAAGGUUGGACAAAAGACAAAGCCAAUCAUCCCCGAAAUGUGUUUUACAUCAGGUGGAGAAAACACAGAGCCUUUACCUACAAACUCGUACAUUGGUGAAGAUGGGACCAGCUUGCUCAUUUCCUGUGCAAAAUGCUGUCUACAGGUUCAUGCUAGUUGCUAUGGUAUUCGACCAGAUUUAGUCAAGGACGGCUGGACCUGUUCGCGAUGUACAGCCAAUUCUUGGACAGCGGCUUGUUGUUUGUGCAACUUACGAGGCGGGGCACUGAAAAGUACUACUGACAAAAGGUGGGUCCAUGUGAUCUGUGCAAUAGCUGUUCCUGAGGUGAAAUUUUUGAACGUGUUGGAGCGAAAUCCAGUCGAUGUAACUGGGAUUCCAGAGCAGAGACGGAAAUUGAAAUGUGUGUACUGCAGGAAAAAAGUGAAGAGCAGCAUGGGAGCCUGUAUCCAGUGUUCAUACGAGCAUUGCUCCACAUCAUUUCAUGUGACGUGUGCACAUGCUGCAGGGGUUGUAAUGGAACCAGAUGACUGGCCCUAUGUUGUAUCCAUUAUCUGCUUUAAGCACAAGGCAAACAGUCAGAAUCAAAACCGAGAUCUUCCAUCUGUAUCAUUAGAUCAGGUGGUCAUUGCAAAAAACAGCAAUGGACGCUUUUGCAGAUGCAAGGUGAUUGGGACAGCAGCACAGACUUUUUACGAAAUCAGCUUUGAAGAUGGCUCAUACAGUGACAACGUAUAUCCAGAAAGUAUUGUUAGCAGAGACUGUAUACAACAUGGUUCACCCACUGAAGGUGAGGUCAUUCAAGUGCGAUGGACUGACAACCGGGUAUACAAUGCGAAGUUCGUUGGUUCCCAGGUCAGAUACAACUAUCAGGUGGAGUUUGAAGGAGGCUCUCAGCUGACCUUGAAGCGAGAAGACAUUUUCACACUGGAUGAGGAGCUACCCAAGCGUGUUAAAGCACAGCUAUUACCACUAAGCUCCCAGCGUGAGGACACUUUCUCGGCAGAGGAUGCUAAAGAUGCAAAGAAAGCACCACCAACCAACUCCAAGUUCCUCGAAGACUACAGCCAGAAAGAUUAUACUCAGAAUCCUGAAUAUCUUACAUUUAUGGAAAACCUCUUCCAUCCAUCGUACCAACAGGGAUAUAUUAAUUAGAAGAAAAAAGUUGUAUUUGAAAGUUCUAUCUAUGUUGUGGGGAUAUCAAUGGAGAGAAAAAUGUCUUUGUGUUUAGUAACUGAAUUCAAUUGAAGCAAACAAAAGUUAUAGAAGACUCUACAGUAAAUGCUGUGAGCCAUCUUCUGCGAAGGUGCUAAACAAAUUCAGAAAUGAACUACUGAAUCUGCCUUGAGGUUUCAAUCACAUCUCUUGUAAAUAGAAAUAAAUUUUGUGGGUGAGUUUUGCUUUUUAUUUUGAAAAUUUUGGGUUUAAGAAAAAGGACAGAACACAUUGCAGCAUUUUCUAGCUUUUGUGUGUAUAUCCUCAGCAUAUUUAAACCAAAGCAAUAUUUGCUACUGUUGUAGGAUAUGCUAGUAUCAAAAUGAAAGAAACCAAUGUCAUUUAUUUGAUUUUUGUCCAAAUUUUUCAGUUAAAGUAUUUUUUGUUAGAAGGUUCAGAUGAAUUAAAACAGUUCCCAUUUUCUAAAAUGGUUUAUCUUUUUCUCUGUUUUGAUUUGUAAUUUAAAAAAAAGUCCCUUUUCAGAGCUAGAUGCAGCUGAUUGCAUGGUGUGUUAAAUCCCUGAACAGCAAGGUAUGUGUGCCUCUAUGGUUCCUUGAACCUUGUGGGAUUUAUUUGUAACAUCACUCACUGGGGUUUAGAUGGAUCACAAUUUUUGGAUGCUGUGCAUGGAGCAAAAUAAAGAGCAACUUUAUUUUCUUGCAUUUUAGCACCUUAUAUUCCUGUUUUGGCGUCUUUUGCAUAUUUACAAGAUAUAUCCCAAUUGAGGGUGAAAAGAAAAAGUUGUAAGGGGGUAACAUUAGAAAGGAAUUAAACACCUCUUAUGUUCUACUGAGCCAGUGAUCUCAAGACAAAUCAAAAUAUCUCUGCUGUCAGGUUCCAGAUUGGUGAGAUGGUGAGGCUUGACAUUUUUGUUCAUUUUUUUAUAUAUAGUUUGAAUUAUUUAAAGUCUGAUCCACUAGUGAUUGCAGCUGAUGUCACAUUAAACCCACUAGAAUUAAUACAUUUUAUCAUAAAGCAUUAUGUGCAAUCAUCCAUACUGUGAUGCCUACAUAUCCACCCAUUUCCUUUGCCCAUUCCAGGACAUUAAGGUUGGCUUGUAGUCUAUAAUCUUUAUUCCUUACUGUUAUUUGAACUGUCAGAGGCUCAAAAUCAAAACCUUGUCAAGAUUCUCAACAACCAAAAGAAGCACACUUUUAUUUGAUUCUGUUGAGCCACAUUUUCUUUAAGUAGUUGUCUUAGUUAACAGACUCGUGUUUUGUUUAUUAGAAACCAGUCUAUUUACUGAUACCUUCGCAUCACUUUUGAUAUUGCCUUGUUUUCAUUGCUUCAUCUUAAUGUGUUCUUUCAUUUGGCUGUGAACAACGUCUCUGAUUUGCACAUUGAAGCCAGUGGCUCUGGUGAGAGGUUUGGACCAGAUUCAUUCCUGUGUAUAGAUUUCCUCCCUUCUUAACUAUGUCGUCAAAUGCAGCAAAGGGUUGUGGAGAAUGUGGAUUUCUUCUGGAUUGAUUAGAAGAACACCACAAGAAGGGCAUAAUCUUUACUUUUACAUUCACUAUUUGCCAAAUUUGCAACAGGAGGUUGGCAUGUGUGGAUGCAAACAUAAAAUAGUUUAGAAUGGUGCGUUGAAUCAAUUUGUGUAAUGUCUCAAAACUAAGUCUUUAAUUUUUAUUUUUUGGAGGGAUUUGAAACUGUGAGAGUGUGUGUGUGUGUGUGUGAGAGAGAGAGAGAGAGAGAGAAGGGUUGAAGAGAAUUUGUUCCUUUGAUUGGAAGAAAUUAUACACCUGGUGGAAGAUAGAGGAUCAAGCAAGAGUAAGUGUGAAUUUGAAAAGUGAUUGAACUUCUCUGGCUUCCAGCCAGGUACAGGUAUUGAUUACAACUGACAUUUCGAUGACAAAUCUCUCACUGUCUUCGUGAAUGAUGCCUGGGUAUGUCCUGUAGUCCAUCCCUCCUGAUUGGUUAGUCCUCAACCAAUUAGGUUUCUGCUUUCCCACCUUGUUUACAAUUUGACUUCCGAUUCUUAUUUAGAGUGAGACCUUUGUCUUUGUUAAAUAUCUUUUCCUCUAGUUUUAUUUCAAUGGCUUCCUUUACCAGGCAGCCCCAAAAGCCAUUGGCACGGCACAAUUUUGUGCCAUCAAAGUCAAUCCUAUGGCUGUUAUGAAUGCAAUGUUCUGUUACUGCUGAUUUCUCCGGGUAAUCCAAAUGGGUACACCUCCUGUGCUCCUUGAUGCUGGUUUCCAUUAUUCAUCCUGCCUAUUGAUAUACACUGCUCUGCAUUCACAGGGAAUCCUGUAAAUGCCAGCCACCCUGAGUCCCAGGUCACCUUUGUCAUGCAUAAACUGUGACUUGAGGGAGAGUGCAUGGCCGUUAAAUGCUUAGCAAGGUAAUAAAUCAGAGUAUCUAUCCUACUGACAAUAGGCUUCGGGGUGGGGAGGGGGGAGAACCUGCCUUGUGUAUCUUAUGGAGCCCGUUAAGCCUUAAUGAUACCACCGCCUGAGGCAGAAGUGUCUGUUGGCAGUCCAGAUUUCUUAGUAAAGUGGAGGCCAUCCUGGCAAUUGAAUCUGUGGGAUCCUGCUGUAGAACUCUGUAGGCGAGAUCAGUCAGAAUCUGUUUGACUUUCUUAUGAUAAUCCUCAGAGGAUAUCAGGACUGUUGCAUCAGACUUUGUCUGCUGAUAAAAUUAUGAUGGCUGGAUUUCACUGUAGUGCCUGGAAGGCCAGUCGCUCUCCUUUUGUAAUGGUUGGUUUUGGCAAAACGACUCUUUUGAGGUCCUGCAGACCUCUAUCCUUACCUCCUCUGUGGUAUAUUUUGGGACCACCUGCUUAAGGAAGCCAUUGGAAUAGAACUAGAGAGAAAAAAUGUAACAAAGACAAAGGUCUGCCUCGUAAGUAAGAACUGGUUGGUAUUCAAUUAGAAACAAAGUGGGAGAGCAGAAACCAGAAACCUGAUUGGAUGAGCACUAACCAAUCAGGAGGAAGAGACUACGGAGGGGUUUAAAUACCACAGUAUUAGACACACCCAGGCAUCAUCCUGAAUAAGAUUGCAGAAUUUGUCAUCGAAACUUCGGUUGUAAUCGAUACCUGUACCCAGCUGGAAGCCCCAGAAGAGUUUAUUUGUCAUGUAUGCCCAGAGAGUAUCAAGUCCUUUUUGAAAGGUGGUUAUCAGCAACUGCAUAUUGAUGAUAGGUCAUGUACAAAAUGCAACAUGUCACUAUUAAAUAUUUUAAAUUAUUUUUUCCAUAAAAUAUCAGAUGUAAAAACACUCUAUUAAUAAGUAACUAUGCAGCCUUUGCAUUAGAACUAGGAUGUCUAGCUUAGAGGUUUGGUGGCCUUGUGUCGAAUGCGUUAGUAAAUACGGUAAGUAGUUUCUCAAGUAGAUAGUGGAGGCUGAUCUUUGCAAUUCCAAGUGUCUAAAAUCCAAACCUUUCCCUUUAAGCAACUCAAUCGAAUGUUGUGAAUUUUGUGUCAUAUUUAAGAAAGCUCAACCCUAAGUACUUACCAAAUAAUUUGUACAGCUUCUUCAAAAUGAUUUUCAAUUGCAGGUAAGCAUUAGCUUCUCCUUGAAGCUAGAGUGUCUUGGAUAGCUUCUCUGUCUCUAGUUAUACAGGGUUCAAACAAAAUAAACAGGAUUCAAAAUUCUGUUGCAAAUGUUAUACUUGCUGGUUUAUGUUUCUGAUGCUCAGUAUUGUUGAGCCCCUCCCUGCUCAGCAGCCUUUCUCAGUGCCUUGUUUGGUGACUAACUUGGUUGAAUUUAUUAACACUUGGAUUAGUCAGAUGAGAACACUGAUAUCUCUUUGAAAAGGAAAUGAUCACACUGUUAUUUAGUAAAAUGGUAACCAGGUACCAGAGUAACCUCGGCUUCAAGGCAAAGCUUUGUGUCCUGUCAAAAUUCAGUAAAUCUCCAGUUACAUUUCACAUUUAGUGAAUAGUUCUACACAAGGAGCAACACUUCAAUUCAUGUUAAAACUUCAGAGGUUUAGCUGCUGUUCAAUGUUAUCUUGAAAAGGGGAUUAACUAUUUUUUUAAAAAGGAGAAAGCCAUAAAGAGAACCAGUCAUAUGGUGAAUGUGUGCUGUAGCCCCUGCUACCUAACUAACAUUUAGUUCAAAAUCACAUUGCAGAAAGAGAAAAUUAAUUGGGGCUUGACCUGUAUUACAAGUUUAAUCAUUGCUUGCACACUGUUUCCCUUACACCAUGUCACCAAAUAGCAGUCUGAGAGACCUGUACUUUUCCCUUCAAUGCCAGAAUGGUCAGGAGUCUAGGGACAGUUUUCCCCAGAUAACAGUCUCUGCAGAUGCUCCUGUGCUGUCAGUUUGCAAAUCCCCAAGUGGAUUUCCAGAGCAAGUUGAGAUAGGGAUCAAUGAAGCUCUAUUGUAAUAAACAUUAAAUAAAACUAACCCUGCUUUGGGCUAUUCCGGUGUACAACAGACCGGGCACCAGCAUCUGUUCUGCAGAACUUCCAGCAGAUUUGAUGCCACUUGGAAAUUCAAGAAAAUAAUUAAAAGAUCAGCCAUGUGUGAGGAUGAAAGAAUGGUUAUUUGUAAAAUGCCUGAGGGUGAACACUGGAGAUGCAACAUUUUAUUAACCUUUGUAAUUGUGUGUUUAUGUAGUUUGUGUCAAGGAAAAGGUACAUGAGAAAGCAAUCUCUGUAAUAUUGAUGGUAUUUAGACAAGUAUCUUUAAGGUCCUGUUUACCAGAUUGCUUGAAAAUGUAUUUUCAUCUAAAGUUGGCUGCCAGUUUAGUCAAUUAUUGAAGUGCAUGAAUUGUUUACAAAUGUGUAAGAAAAAGCUGUACAAAAUAAAACAAUAUUGCAUGAUAACAUUGGGCACAAUGACCAAAUAUCAGAUCUGCAUAUUGUUGCUGUUGUUGAAGGAUCCUUUCUCCAGUUUAGCGGUUUAACUCAGCUGGACUAAUGGACCCCCUGAUGGGCUCAGACAGAAGUUGAACCAUAGAGGCCAGGUUCCAUUGUUGGACUGCAUUGAGGUGGCUGAAAUUAGUCCAGGUACUGCUGUGGAUGCUGAUCAUCCCUGAAUAUCCCAGGGUUAGGGAGCAGAAAUUGAUGGGGGCUUCUAACUCCUGCUGGAAGUGGAUAAUGUUGUCAAGGACAACGACACAAUUGACAAAAAUUGAUGGAUAGCUUGUCCAGAUCCAGCCAAAUUAGGAAAAAAAAAGAGUAUAACUAGGAAUUAGAAGUAUGAGGAAGUUAUAAAAAUGAAUUAAUAAUUGGAUAAAAAUCCAGCACAAAUACAUUGGAUGAUGGUUUUAGCAAAUAUUGCCAAAAAUUAUGAAGAAUGUGAAAUAUUUCCACGGACCAGUUUAUAUUGUGAGAUUGUUCUGCAUUACACCAUGGGAAUGUGUAGCUUUUACAGCAGCUUUCAGUGUGAUAUAAGAUCAGAAAUGCCCAAUUUCACCAGGAUCAAUGAGAUUUCCCCGACUGGGUAAGGGCUCAACAAUCAGUGAUAGCAAUAGAGUUGGAUUUCCCACUGCUUUGCUUGAGUGUAUGUUGGAGAUGGAAGUCCAAGUGGGUUAGCAAAAAAAUCACUCCAUCAGUAGAUUUCGAUCCAGAAGGUAUAACUGAUUAGUUCCAAAUCCCCCAAAAUGAAAGCAUAACACAUGAAUGGUUUUAAUUUCUGUCACCCAUACCUGGGAAACUGUCAAAGACAAGUUAUCAAUUAGUCAGUGAUAAUGACAGCAGUUCUGCUUUCUGCCAAUCCUUUUUUCCUUAUUACAUUUCUAUUAAUGUAAUCAUUAAUGUUUUCUGAUAUAGUACAAUUAACAUGCAUUUGAUUAAAAAAUGAAGUGUUGCUUGCAUUACCUGUUGAUUUAUUACAACUGUGGAUUGCAAAGUACGUUGUA
Molecule: messenger RNA, 9362 nt
Organism: Hypanus sabinus (Atlantic stingray)
Lineage: Eukaryota; Metazoa; Chordata; Chondrichthyes; Myliobatiformes; Dasyatidae
Gene: kdm4b
Product: lysine (K)-specific demethylase 4B
Exons: 23
Coding region: 204-3491 (1095 amino acids)
Biological process (GO): chromatin remodeling
Cellular component (GO): nucleus
Molecular function (GO): histone H3K9 demethylase activity
Source: RefSeq, a predicted model, not a curated record